Colletotrichum destructivum is the source of this 534-nucleotide messenger RNA. Its product is annotated as Putative EthD domain-containing protein. The coding region runs from base 1 to 534 and encodes 177 amino acids. The record is from RefSeq and is a predicted model, not a curated record. Gene Ontology annotation, molecular function: oxidoreductase activity. Lineage: Eukaryota; Fungi; Ascomycota; Sordariomycetes; Glomerellales; Glomerellaceae. The transcript has 2 exons.
AUGGUCCGCCUCGCCGUCCCCUUCGCCAUCGCGGCCACGCUCCUCGCCGGCGGCAUGGCCUCCUGUACCAACACCGGCCAGACCCAGAUGGUCACCUACGUCAAGCGGGCCGCCAACGUCACCCGGGACCAGUUCUGGGACUACUGGCAGACCGAGCACGCGCCCAAGGUCGCGCCCUUGGCCGUCCACUUCAACAUCACGCGCUACCAGCAGAUUCAAGUCGGAGGCCAGAUCCUCCCUACGGCAGCGGGUUCGACCGAGCCCGCCGCCACCGAGCCGGUGGAGUUUGACGGCAUCGCCAUGUUCCUCUACAAGUCGGACGAGGUGCUCGCGGCCAUGCUCGCCCACCCGUACUACCUCGAGGUGGUCGAGCCCGACGAGCACGUCUUCAUCGACAAGGCCGCCUUCGGCGCCGGCAUGGUUGCCACCUUCGUCGGCACCGACAUCGAGAUCGUGGACGGGAAGAAGGACGUCUGGGUCGGCAACCGGGCGACGAGGGAGAAGUACGACAAGGUCUUUCAGUCUUACCUGUAG